This is a messenger RNA of Salvia splendens (bonfire salvia), 1143 nucleotides long. Its product is annotated as putative pentatricopeptide repeat-containing protein At1g10330. Lineage: Eukaryota; Viridiplantae; Streptophyta; Magnoliopsida; Lamiales; Lamiaceae. Gene Ontology annotation, biological process: RNA modification. Bases 1 to 1143 code for a protein of 380 amino acids. Gene Ontology annotation, molecular function: RNA binding; protein binding. The record is from RefSeq and is a predicted model, not a curated record. The transcript has a single exon.
AUGCUUCACAAUCAGGCUGCUCCUAAUAGCUACACUUUUCCUUCUGUUCUUAAGGCCGUUGCUUCUUCUCUCUCAAAGUCAUAUGGUACAUCACGAAUAGGUUACUCUUUACAUGCACAAUGUGUUGAAAGAGGCCUGCUAUGUGACCCUUUUGUCCGUACAUCGUUUCUUUCUCUUUAUUCACAAUUUGGUGAUAUAAGGAGUGCACAUAAGGUCUUUGAUGAAAUACCUCAACCAUGCAUUGUUUCAAUUAAUGCGAUGCUUGAUGCAUUUGGAAAAAGUGGCAACAUGGAUUUGGCUAUUUCGAUGUUCUUUAGCAUGCCAAAGAGAGAUGUUUAUUCAUGGACAAGUAUCAUUAAUGGCUAUGCACAAAAUGAGUGCUUUAUGGAGGCAAUUAAGUUUUUUACGAAAAUGAUGAGAGAUGAGGAUGUAAUUCGUGGCUUUUUAAGGCCGGGUGAGGCCACUUUUGUAAGUGUCCUCUCUUCAUGUGCGAAUUCGGAUGAUGGGUCGGUGUUGUAUCAAGGAAAGCAAAUUCAUGGAUACAUGGUUAGGAAUGAGAAGGAGUUGAGUGUUUUUAGUGGAACAACAUUGAUAUCGUUCUAUGGGAAAAUGGGUUGCCUAAGUUAUGCUUUUCAAGUGUUCAAUGGCAUGUCCGUGAAAAAGGUAUGUGCGUGGAAUGCUAUGCUAUGUUCAUUGGCUUCAAACGGCAGGGAAAGUCAGGCUCUAGAGAUGUUUGAGAAGAUGAAGAGCAUGGGGUUGUGUCCUAAUGAAGUUACAUUUGUAUGUGUCCUGUCAGCUUGUGCUCGGGCUAAACUUGUGGACUUAGGCAUGGAAUUGUUUCAAGCAAUAUCUCGUGAUUUCUCCCUUAAACCAACAAUGGAACAUUAUGGAUGUGUGGUCGAUCUGUUGGGCAGAGCUGGCCUUCUAAAAGAGGCAUAUGAGUUUGUGAGAAGCAUGCCUUUUGAGGCUGAUGCCCUGUAUUGGGUGCUCUUUUGGGUGCAUGUAGGGUUCAUGGGGAUGUCGAUUUGGGAAAUAAAAUUGGUCGUCGGUUGCUUGACUUGCAACCCGAACAUUGUGGACGGUAUGUUCUGCUGUCCAGCAUUUAUGCUGGGGCAGAGAUAUGGGACCAUGCUGCUGCCUUGA